Messenger RNA from Sesamum indicum (sesame), 858 nucleotides. RefSeq names its product iron-sulfur cluster assembly protein 1. The record is from RefSeq and is a predicted model, not a curated record. NCBI's taxonomy places the organism in Eukaryota, Viridiplantae, Streptophyta, Magnoliopsida, Lamiales, Pedaliaceae. Gene Ontology annotation, biological process: iron-sulfur cluster assembly. Gene Ontology annotation, molecular function: iron ion binding; iron-sulfur cluster binding.
AACAUAGGACAAAAAUCCAACCGUCGGUUAACUCUACACAAUUCCACGCCCCACCGAUUUUUUGCCCCAAGUUCACAAACCCUAGAAACAGAAGCGUUUCUAUUCGAUUCGAUUUUGCGAAGCAAUCCAAAAUGUUGAGGCACGCGACGAACAGGAUUCUCGGUCAAGGGCUGCGGUCCCCUGCGGCGGCGGGCUUGCGCAUGUACCACGAGAGGGUGGUGGAUCACUACAACAACCCGAGGAAUGUGGGGGCGUUUGACAAGAACGACCCGGAUGUUGGGACGGGUCUCGUCGGAGCUCCUGCCUGUGGCGAUGUUAUGAAGCUGCAGAUUAAGGUUGAUGAGAAGAGCGGAAAAAUAGUUGAUGCUCGUUUUAAGACAUUCGGCUGCGGUUCCGCCAUUGCCUCCUCUUCAGUUGCCACCGAAUGGGUGAAAGGUAAACAAAUGGAAGAAGUGCUAUCAAUAAAGAAUACGGAAAUUGCAAAACAUCUUUCUCUUCCACCAGUGAAACUUCAUUGCAGCAUGCUUGCUGAGGAUGCAAUAAAGGCUGCUGUGAGAGAUUAUGAGGCAAAGCGCUCGAAACUAAAUGCCAGCCAAGAUGCUGCACCUAUGGAGAAAGCUGCAGAUGCUUGAGGAUGUGCGUCAGUAUCGAGUUUAUGUGUUACUAAUUAUGUCGAAUAAUGGAUUGUACUUGGAUAUAGGUACGCCUUUGCUUUUAAUAUAGUCCUCCCUACCCCUUUCCUUGUAAUACUUUAAGGACGAAUAUAUGUAAAUACAUAGCGGAUUUUGGUAACAUCAGUCCCCUUUAAUCGAAUCUCUUAUUUUGAACCACUUUGAGGCUACUUUUUUCCUUGCUGUA